AGGACCAUUUCUGUAUUAUUAAGGAGCCAUAUAUUUACAGUACAGACUCCGAGUCUGCUUGUGCAAAUAAAGUUAAACAGGCGGUCAAAUUAAUUAUUAGUGGUCCCAACAUCCGGUGAAAACAUCCUCAUACUGAGCACAGAUAUUGCAAUGACCAUUUCGACAGGAAUUUUGAUACUGCUAUAUGAAGGAUAGCAGUUACAUCCAAUAAAAUGUUCAGUUAGACAGUUGUUUUUAAUUAUAAACGGUCAAAAUGAGUCAAUUCGUGUGGUAAAAAUGAAUGUGUCAAAGAUGAUCCGUAAUGCAUUCUGAUGUGACACCAAACAGGGCAGGUCGAGUCCGCUGUCACACGUCAUCAAUCACUGCUGUCAAUCUUCCACGAGCUCGAACCCCAUUGGCUGAUCAUGAGAUAAACCUUAACAUCAUUGGUCAUUCCUCACUGUCACGGCGUUUGAUAGCAUUAAACGAAUUUACUGUUUAUAUGAAAAGACGCAUUUCUAGUUGAGAUUAACAAUAUUCCAUUAUUGUAUUAAAGUUUAUGUAGCUCGGAUUUUAAAGUGGAUGGCCUCUUGCCUGGGCAUCGAUUUCGAAUCAGCUGCAAAGAUAACUGUGGAAUGAUGCGUGAGGGUGGGAAAUUGUGGAGCAACUGCUCAGAGGGUCACAGCAGUGAUCCUGAAGAGGAUGAUGAAGAAGAGAUGGCGUUUGGCGAGACUGAGGAAGACUCUGAAGAGAUGAUGGACUUGAGUGAUCUACCUACAGCUCUGUUUGCCUGCAGCGUGCAUGAGGCUGUGUUCGAGGAGGACGGGCAGAGGGAGCGGUUUGAGGCUCUGUUCAGGAUCUAUGAUGAUCAGACGUCCUUCCAGAUGUUCAAGAGUUUCAGAAGAGUUCGGAUCAGCUUUAGCACUCCAGAGGCUGCUGCACGUGCACGCAUCGAGCUCCAUGAAUCCGAUUUCAAUGGCACCAAACUGAAACUGUACUUCGCACAGGUGCAGAAUUCAGGGGACGACGUGGACAAGACAUACCUUGCCCCACCUCAACCUGUCAAGCAGUUCCUCAUCUCUCCACCUGCGUCCCCACCUGUGGGAUGGAGCCAGAACGAAGAUGCCACACCUGUGAUCAACUAUGACCUGCUGUGUGCUGUGGCCAAAUUGGGACCAGGUGAGAAGUACGAGCUGCAUGCGGGUACAGAGUCCACUCCUAGCGUGGUGGUCCACGUGUGUGAGAGUGAUACUGAGGAAGAGGAAGAAGCCCGGCCAAAAGCCAAGAUCGUCCAGACCAGACGCCCUGACGGUCCCCCAAAAGUCUACAACUAAAACCACUGGCACACUUCACACGCUUUUCUCUCUCUCUGUGUCUCUUUCUCUCAUCCAGGGAAAGGCACGCUUUAUUUCAAUAACAAAAAAAGCUAAACUAAGAAUGGGAUGGAUGUGGAGGGGUGCUCCGUGCACAGGUGACGUGUGGUGUUCUGAACUGGACUCCUGGACUGAACACACUGUCUCACUGCUGCCUCACGGGACAGCCAGGGGGCGAUGAGCUUGCGACCCCCCUCUCACAAUCAUAGCGCUUUCAUUCCCUCAUUUAGAGUCUUUGUACUGUAGCAUUGAAGAGCAGUAAUUGUGUUUAACAGUCGUAGAAGUAGGUUACAUGUAAACGUUGUUACUGUUUGUCACUUUGAUUGAUCAUCAGAGAAAAUAGCGCUUUAAAAAAAGGAAGCAGACCCAUUCUGCUUUCUCCAUUUCUCUCUCGACAGCCGUGUCCGCGUUCAUCUCCAUAUCGGUCAGGUUGGAACACCUGCAGAAGUGGCGCGGCUCGCUGGGAUUGUGACCCAUUUGCGUAUUUAUGCCUGUUCAUACCAUGCUAGAAUGAAAUGACAAGUUGUUUAAUGGAAAUGCUAAAAACGAAGGUGUCGAUUGAAGUGUUUGUGUCAUGUCGGUUAUGAUGAGAGGGUGUUUACUAAGUUAGAUGUGUAUUAUUCUUACGGUGUAUUUGAUACCACACAUUUUUGCAUGCUGACUUGCGUGUUUUAUACUCUAUGUUAAAGCAACUUUAAGCAUAUCUGAUCGCUGUCUUUCAGAGUCAUUGGCCUUGGAAAGCGAAGAAACAGGUGUAAAGUUUGAUAUUUUGUAUUUGUAUAGCGCAUCAUUCACUUGCAGGCCAGAUAAACAAUUAGGAAAAAGCACAUGGUUUUGGUCUUAGUUUUACACAAUCUCUGUUUGGUGUGAUUCUGUACCACUUGCAUUGUUUAGCACUGACAAUGUUUGGUGUUUUUCAUAUCUUCAUAGAUUUAUUGACUAUACAUUGACAUGCUCAAGUUUCUGUACUGAUAAUGAUACUGUCAUAUCAUUGUUAAUUGUUAAAUUGUGCGUUUUGCAAUGACAGAUCAAAUCAUAUAAAGGGAUAGUCCACUGAAAAAGGAUAAUUCUCUCAUCAUUUACUACAAACCUGUAUGACUUUCUUCUGUGGAACUAUCCCAGUUCUUUUCUGUCUCAUAAUUUAUAAGCCUCCACUGUGUGAAUUCAUACCAAAAAGGUAAAAAUAGAUGAAAAUGGAUGGAUGAAAAUGUCAUUUUAAGAUAUUUGUUUUAGUAAUAAUGUACAGUCAGUGAAGUAGAAUGUCAUGAUUGACCAAUCAGAUUGAGAAUUGCAGAGAGGCUUGUAAAGAUGGUGGUUAAAUUAGCCUUAUAAAAAGUCACAUUUUAGUCAAAAAAUUCUUAAAAAAAAAAAAAAAGAAUGAAAAUUCAGUUAGACAUUGAGUGAUAUUCAGUCAUAUUUUGAAAUGCAAUGAAAAAGAAAUAAUGCAAACAAAUAACUGUGAAAUACAUGUGACUUUAUAAAUUGCCUUGCACCCUUGCUUACACGUGA
This is a messenger RNA of Cyprinus carpio (common carp), 2861 nucleotides long. RefSeq names its product regulator of calcineurin 3. The record is from RefSeq and is a predicted model, not a curated record. Lineage: Eukaryota; Metazoa; Chordata; Actinopteri; Cypriniformes; Cyprinidae. Gene Ontology annotation, biological process: calcium-mediated signaling. Gene Ontology annotation, molecular function: calcium-dependent protein serine/threonine phosphatase regulator activity; nucleic acid binding. Gene Ontology annotation, cellular component: nucleus; cytoplasm.